Colletotrichum karsti is the source of this 3519-nucleotide messenger RNA. RefSeq names its product DNA damage repair protein. The transcript is spliced from 2 exons. NCBI's taxonomy places the organism in Eukaryota, Fungi, Ascomycota, Sordariomycetes, Glomerellales, Glomerellaceae. Bases 1 to 3519 code for a protein of 1172 amino acids. The record is from RefSeq and is a predicted model, not a curated record. Gene Ontology annotation, cellular component: nucleus. Gene Ontology annotation, molecular function: deoxycytidyl transferase activity; DNA-directed DNA polymerase activity; damaged DNA binding. Gene Ontology annotation, biological process: error-free translesion synthesis; error-prone translesion synthesis.
AUGGGAAGCCGCCUCGACAAGAACUCCUCGCAAGUGAGGAAGCGGAUCGAAAACCAUGAGUUCACGGACGAAGCUGGCGAGGAGUAUGAGCCAAGCGCAUUCGGCGGCUUCGGCGACUACUUCAGGCGCAAGAAGAUUAAGCUACAGAACCUUGACGCAGAUAUGAGAGUUUCUUCGCGUGAGAAGCCUCAGAUAUUCAAAGGCGUCGUCGCGCAUGUUACGGGAUAUACGCAGCCGCCUCUUCAUAUCCUUCAUCGCGAGCUCGUGCAGCAUGGAGCAGGGUUUCUGCAAUAUCUGGACUCCAAGACGAUGGCGACACAUAUCAUAGCGUCUUCUAUACCGCCAAAGAAAUCUGUGGACUACAGCAAAUACCGUCUAGUGAAGCCUGCAUGGGUUACAGAAUCGAUUCAAGCAGGGAGACUUCUACCUUGGUCGGACUACCGAGUGGAUAACGAUGGGCCUCGGCAAAAAGUUCUGAAAUUCGACGAUUCCAACAGGCUCAGUCAAGCUACUCCUCAGUCCCGACGGGGAUACAGAGAGCAGACGGACAACAGUUUUUACACCAGUCAAUUCAAGGCAUCUGCCGGCAGCCCCAUUACUCCAUCCCGGACGCGCGUCGCUGAGCGUGCCGAGUCACCACUGUCUCGCAAGCAUGACUUUAUCACUGACAGUCCGGGGGACUCUCCUCUUCGCAAGGUUCGGAAAAUCGAGAAGGACGAUGUUGGAGAGUUUGAUGAUGUGGAAAUCGAUGAGUUGAUGGUCGACAUUCUUCCCGUCGAGACGGCGGUUCCUGGAUUCGAGAAGACAAAACCCAAUCCGACGACUGAAACCCCUAAGACCGAGCAGAUGGUCGAGCCGAAAACCGAAACUACCGAGACGAAAGAUACAGUUCCUUCAGUGAAAGAAGACACAAAACAAGUCGCCAAAAUGCCAGCAAACAUGACAUCCGAAGAACACAACGCCUGGCUGCUUUCGGACCCCAAAAUUUGGAAGUCUUCAACGGCGAACCCCGAAUUCUUGAAGCAAUUCUAUUCCGAAAGCCGCCUUCAUCACUUGUCCACCUGGAAAGCCGAGCUGAAGUCCAGGAUGCAAAAGCUCGCCAAAGAGAAAGGACCUGUGAAAGCUAUCAAGCGAAAAUCAGGGUCACGACGGUACAUCAUCCACGUCGACUUCGACAGCUUCUUCUGCGCAGUGUCCCUGAAACGCAAUCCGGAAUACGUCGAUAAGCCAACUGUAGUCGCUCACAGUAGUGGCACUGCAUCGGAGAUCGCAAGCUGCAACUACGUCGCCCGCAAAUUCGGGGUCAAGAACGGCAUGUGGAUGAAACGCGCGCUUGAGCUGUGUCCGGAUAUCAAGGUUCUACCUUACGACUUCCCAGCGUAUGAAGAAGCAAGCCGCCUAUUCUAUAGCGCCAUCUUGGACGUCGGAGGGGUCGUUCAAAGUGUCAGUAUUGACGAGGCACUCGUUGACAUCACAUCCAUUAUCCUUUCCAGCGUCGGUUCUGAUGGCACCGGUGUCGAUGAAGGCAGCAUCUGGAGAGAGCAAGACAAGGCCGAACAAAUUGCUCUCGGACUCCGCAACAAGAUCAAAGCCUCGACUGGGUGCGCGGUUUCCGUUGGUAUUGGAGGCAACAUUCUCCAGGCCAAGUGUGCCCUCAGGCGCGCGAAACCUGCCGGCCAGUUCCAAAUCAAGCCUGAACAAGUGCUCGAUGUCCUCGGAGAGCUCGAGGCAAAGGAUCUUCCGGGAGUCGCCUACAGUCUCAGCGGCAAAUUAGAGGAAAUCGGGGUCAAAUACGUUAAAGAUAUUCGACAAGUUUCGAAGGAACGCUUAUCCUCGUCUCUGGGGCCCAAGACUGGGGAGAAGCUCUGGGAGUACGCCCGAGGCAUUGAUCGCGCUGAGGUUGGAGACCAUCCUCCUAGAAAAUCGGUGUCAGCAGAGGUGAAUUGGGGUAUUCGCUUCAUCAACCAACAAGAAGCUGAGGAAUUCGUGAUGAAUCUUUGCACAGAGUUGGAACGCCGUCUCCUCAAUGAGCAGGUCAAAGGGAAGCAGUUCACAAUGAAGAUCAUGCGCCGAUCUCUGGAUGCGCCCCUUGAUCCAGCAAAACACCUAGGACACGGCAAAUGUGAUAGCUUCAGCAAGAGCGUCAUGUUUGGCGUUGCCACCCACAAUGCCGAGACGAUUGCAAAAGAGGCCGUCUCCGUAUUGAAAUCAUACAAGUUCAGCCCUGGAGACCUCCGGGGCCUUGGUGUACAGCUAACGAAACUUGAACCCAUCAAAACCGGACCAGCUGGCCCAGAGAGCAGCCAGAGGAGGCUAGCAUUUCCAACUUUCAACAGCACAACAUCAGCAAAGAAGAGUCGUGUUGAUCCCAUUGAGGAUUCCAAAAGCCCUUCGAAACCAAAGCCAGCUCAAAGGCGCGGGGAUGUUGCACAAGAUCCUAUUGCCGAUGAUCCUUUGACACCAAGGAAACCCAAGGUACACCCAGCCCUGGCGUUGGCACGGGCUGGCGAGCUGGAUGACAAGGCUCAUACACCAUUGAACAUCAUGGGAACCCAGUUCAUCCUCCCGUCACAAGUCGACCCAGCUGUCCUUGCCGAAUUGCCAAGCGACAUUCGAUCGAAGCUGCAGAGGGGCCAGAAGCCACCGCCUGCACCUAGACCGGCCUCGCCCAAGAUCAAAUCGCGCAGUCAAAGCCCUGCUGUACAGCUACAGGAUGAGAUCCCGUCACAGGUUGAUCCAGAGGUUUUCAAUGCCUUACCCGAGGAUAUGAAGGCCGAGGUCCUCGCUCAAUACGGUCGAAAACCCGCCCAAGCCCAAGCCCGCCUGCCACAGUCGCCACGCAAGGACAGACUCAUCCAACCAAGGAAGCAAACAACACCAACGAAACGCGGAGGCAGGAGCUUGUUCAACAAUGCCAGGGAGCGACAGCAAGACGCAGCCGCGAACCGCCAGCAAACGAGUUUCCUGCCGAUCAAGGGAGCCGCCCCGGCGCAGCACAAAGAGCCGGAGGAACUGGACCCGGAGUUCCUCGCCGAGCUGCCCGAAGACGUCCGUCGGGAGGUCAUCGAAGACCACCGGCGACGGUCCCUCGCCCAACGCUCGGGGCUCAACUUCAACGCUCCCCGGAAGCCCCGCCCGGCCGAGGCGAGCGACUUUUUGCCCGGCGGGCAGACCAAACUCCAGUUCCCGGCGCCCCCGCCCAAGGCCAACUUCAUGGGGUCCGCGGUGAAGACGGUGCAGGAGAUCAAGGACAUGAUCGAGGCUUGGCACGACGGGACCCGCGCGGAGGGGCCGCAUCAGGACGAUGUUGUCAUGUUUGAGAAGUACCUCGCCAAGGUCGUCGCCGAGGAGCGAGACAUGCAUAAGGCGUCCAAGUUGGUCCAGUGGCUCGAGUGGCUGGUGGAGGAGGACGAGAGUGACGGGAUUGGAAAGCAGGGAUGGAGGAGGACGAUCGGCGACAUCAAAGCAGGAGUGCAGAGGGCGGUUGAGCGAAGAGGCUUGGGUCCUCUCAAGCUAUGA